Hirundo rustica (Barn swallow) is the source of this 1227-nucleotide messenger RNA. It is a transcript of the gene CCR6, whose product is annotated as C-C motif chemokine receptor 6. Bases 133 to 1227 code for a protein of 364 amino acids. The transcript has 3 exons. Gene Ontology annotation, molecular function: chemokine receptor activity. The record is from RefSeq and is a predicted model, not a curated record. Gene Ontology annotation, cellular component: membrane. Gene Ontology annotation, biological process: positive regulation of dendritic cell chemotaxis; G protein-coupled receptor signaling pathway; immune response. Lineage: Eukaryota; Metazoa; Chordata; Aves; Passeriformes; Hirundinidae.
AGGCAAAACAAACUUUAAAAGAAUCACACAUCCUCUUUCGCCUGGCCUUCAGACAAUUUUCAAAUUGGAAAUACUUGGGAAAGUAUUUUGAGGUCCUUUUGAACGUAUUUUUCUGAGAAGUGUACUGCCAAAAUGAAUUUUACAGACCCUCGUUCCACAGAUUACCCCUAUUAUUCAGACUAUGCUUCUCUAAUCAUGCCGCCUUGUUCUAAGUUGGAAGUCAGGAACUUCACAAAAGCGUUUCUGCCAGUUGCAUAUUCAUUGAUUUGUAUCAUCGGCCUCUUUGGUAACAUCUUUGUGGUGAUGACCUUUGCUUUAUACAAAAGAACCAAGUCCAUGACUGAUGUGUACCUCUUCAACAUGGCCAUAGCAGACAUACUGUUUGUUCUCACUCUUCCACUGUGGGCAGUGAAUUACGCUGCUGAUGAAUGGAUUUUUGGUGAUUUCAUUUGCAAAAUGUCUAGAGGUAUCUACGCAAUCAACUUCAGCUGUGGCAUGCUGCUUUUGGCCUUUAUCAGCGUGGACCGGUACAUUGCUAUCGUACAGGCAACAAAAUCUUUUAAACUCAGGGCAAGAGCUCUCGCACAUAGUAAUCUCAUUUGUUUGGCUGUGUGGAUAUCAUCAAUUUUAAUCUCUAGUUCCUCUUUUCUGUACAGUGAAAGUUACAGCUUCUCCAUCAACGAAACUAAAGAGAUUUGUGAUCACAGAUUUGACGGAAUGUCUGAAAGCACAAUGCUGAAAUCACUGCUGCUGUGGCUACAAGUUGCAUUUGGAUUUUUUAUACCUUUCAUAUUCAUGAUUUUUUGCUACACUUUCAUUGUCAAAUCCUUACAACAAGCUCAGAAUUCCAAAAGAAACAAAGCAAUCCGUGUGAUUGUAUUAAUUGUAGUUGUCUUCCUCAUUUGCCAGGUACCUUAUAACAUUGUUCUUCUCAUAACAGCUGUCAACAUGGGUAAGAUCGACAAAUCUUGUGACAGUGACAAGAUAAUGGCUUAUGCAAAAUACACCUCGGAAGCCAUAGCAUUUUUACACUGUUGUGUAAACCCCGUGCUCUAUGCAUUUAUUGGAGUGAAGUUCAGAAGUUAUUUUGUGAAGCUAAUGAAGGACCUAUUGUGCAAGAGAGACAAGAAGGACAAUAAACGUAGUUCGAGGACAAACUCUGAUACUUACCAUUCAAGACAGACUAGUGAAAUUCUGACUGACAAUGGAUCAUCUUUUACUAUAUAA